This is a messenger RNA of Verruconis gallopava, 3576 nucleotides long. RefSeq lists its product as uncharacterized. Gene Ontology annotation, molecular function: protein binding; nucleosome binding. The record is from RefSeq and is a predicted model, not a curated record. Gene Ontology annotation, cellular component: nucleus; HIR complex. Lineage: Eukaryota; Fungi; Ascomycota; Dothideomycetes; Venturiales; Sympoventuriaceae. Gene Ontology annotation, biological process: regulation of DNA-templated transcription; chromatin remodeling; DNA-templated transcription. The transcript is spliced from 5 exons. Bases 135 to 3323 code for a protein of 1062 amino acids.
GUCGUGAUGGUUUAAGAGUGUCGCAUCAUCCACCUAAUCCGUCUUCUUCGCUCUCAGAUCGCUGCCAACCCCCGGGCGCAUGCGGCGCUUUGAUAUAGCAUGAGGGUGCCGCGUACGACGACGGCUACUUCAACAUGCAUCUGGUGAAGCCGCUGUGGCUCACCCACGGUGGAGAACUACGCGACCACGAAGUGUACAGCUGCCACGUAUCUCCCGAUGGCACGCGACUCGUCACCGCAGCAGGAGAUGCACACGUACGCAUAUGGUCGACAGACGCUAUUCUCAAUUCGCACGAUCCGAAAUACACGAAACCAAAGCAGCUCGCUGCAAUAAGCACUCAUUCGGGCACAAUACACACUGUUCGCUUCUCCGGAAACAACAAGUACCUCGCCUCCGGCGCCGACGACAAGAUUGUCUGCAUCUACGUGCUGGAUCCUAAUCCUCCUGCCCAUGCGCAUACUUUCGGCUCAAACGAACCUCCGCCCGUAGAAAAUUGGCGUGUGUUCCGCCGUCUCAUCGGUCACGAUAAUGACGUUCAAGACCUUGGUUGGUCUGCCGACUCUUCCAUCCUCGUUACCGUCGGCCUCGACUCCAAGGUCGUCAUCUGGUCGGGCCACUCAUUCGAGAAGCUCAAAACUCUCUCACAGCAUCAAUCCCACGUUAAAGGCAUCACCUUUGACCCAGCCAACAAAUAUUUCGCCACCGCUUCCGACGAUCGCACUAUAAAGAUUUUCCGGUUCACGUCCCCACCCCCGAAUGCGACCCAACACGAUCAGGUGAACAACUUUGUGCUGGAGACGACAGUGUCGGCGCCGUUUGCGAAUUCUCCACUCACGACGUAUUUUCGGCGCUGCUCGUGGAGUCCCGACGGGAAUCACAUUGCAGCAGCGAAUGCGGUCAAUGGUCGAGUCAGUUCCGUAGCAAUCAUUGCGCGCGGCAAUUGGGACAGCGAUAUCAAUCUCAUAGGACACGAGGGCCCCGUCGAAGUAUGCGCAUUCUCGCCUAGACUGUUCUAUAGGGAGCCAAUUACUGCGGGCCAUCAUGAUGGGCAGGGUCACUCACUGCUGCCGUCGGUGACGGUUAUUGCGUGCGCAGGGCAGGACAAGACGCUGAGUGUGUGGAACACAUCAUACGCAAGGCCGUUUGUAAUCACACAAGAACUGUCCACGAAGCCCAUUUCAGAUCUUGCGUGGCAUCCGGACGGGGAGACGCUAUUUCUCUGUAGUCUGGAUGGCCGCAUCAUGGCCGUUAAAUUCGAGACUGGAGAACUGGGUUAUCCGGCUCCGUUGUCGGAAAAUGACAAGAGCUUGAAUAGAUACGGAGCGGGACGGAAGGCUGGUGUCGUAGAAGGUAUCGAUGCUCUGCUCUUAGAGGAGAAAAGUAAAGAAGGGGAGCAGAAAGCAGUACAGGGCCGAAUGGGCGAAUUAAUGGGCGAUGGGGCAUUGGAGCCUACCUCUGCAACUCCCGCAGUCAAUGGAAACUCCGAAGCAGCGAAGACAAACGGCGUAUCAACAGCAGCUUCGACGAACACAAAUGGAGCAAACGCGCAGACUAAUGGCCAAGCUACUUCGCAAAACACGCCGCAACAACCACCGCAGGAGACCAAAAUCACGCAACUCAAGCAGAGAGUUGAGAUUGUAAAUGGCAAAAAAAGACUAAAGCCUAUACUGAUCUCUUCGGCAGGCGGAGAGUCGUCUCUGCCCCAAACACAACUCAUGGCUGGAAGCGCAGCACGUGGAAGUGCGCCUUCAGAUGCCCCCCAAACGAUCUUAGAUCUGUCGAAACCGUACGACGGUUUACCAGAGGGUGGUCUGAAAGCUCUCCUCAUAGGCAACAAACGCAAAUAUGCAGAGAUUGAGGGAGAGGACGACAAAAGGACAGAGAAGCGUCUCCAGGCCAUCGCACAGACUGGAGCGACGCCUAUUGUUCUAAACGGAACGGAUGGACUUAUACCACCCCAUCUAGGCCAGAAGCCUGAGGGGGGUGUUCCAGAAGCACUGAGGCCCGCAAUUGUGAACCAAGCAUUGACUGUGAGUCAGGUAAGGCUUGCUGUACCAGUCCUGCGGAGUGUCAUUGUACGUUCUCUUGGAACGCCGGUAGAGAAGCAGGAUGGGAAAGAAGAGAAAGUAGACGAUGCGCUCAUGCUUGAGGCGCGGAAUGCGUCUGGCCCAUCGAGGACCGGCCGACCUCAAGACCGAGACCCUACGAGAAUAAACUGUACUCGACGUGGGCAAUCGCUCUGGCAGGAUUACAUCCCUAAGCCCGUCUUGCUCCUAACCGGGAAUUCGAAUUUUUGGGCUGCAGCGUGCGAGGAAGGCAGUCUGUACGUAUGGACGCCAGCAGGGAGGAGAUUACUCAACGCGCUGGUUGUGGAAGCUCAACCCGUCAUCAUAGACUGCCGUGGUUGGUGGUUGAUGUGUAUAACGGCGGUGGGCACAUGUCACAUAUGGAACAUCCAGACACUUUCCUCGCCACACCCUCCCGUCUCACUCGCAACGGUGUUAGACGUUGCCGCGUACGCGCAAGGACCGCACGUGACAGGCGCUCCCGGAAUUGUCUUCGCUCGACUCAACUCCCAAGGUAGGAUUGUGAUCGCGAUGAGCAACGGCGAUGGCUACACGUACUCUCCCAACAUGUAUGUGUGGCAACGGCUGAGUGAGGCGUGGUGGGCCGUCGGCAGUCAGUACUGGAACACAGCCGACACCAGCGUGACGAAUUUGCAGGGCCAACAAUCCAAGGGCCAGGACAAACCAUUCGGCGACGACACAGUCAAUCCAGAGAACCUGUCUGCUGGCAUCAUACCACUCCUCGAGCGAAACACAACAACACAUGUUCUUCUCCGUGGCAGAGCAUACUAUCUUCAGCGUCUUAUCAAAGCUCUGCUGGCCGCGGAAGGCUUUGAGGGCUUCGAGGCGAAUGUCUCGCUUGGCCAUUUGGAGAACCGCCUUGCGGCUGCGAUGGCGCUCGGUGCUCGAGAUGAGUUCAGGAUCUAUCUACUCAUGUACGCGAAGCGACUGGGCGCGGAAGGCUUGAAGAACAAGGCGCAGGAGCUGCUGAGGAUGCUGCUGGGGGAUGUCUUUGGUGGCGAAAGCGGAGGGAAAAAGAUUGAUCCCGAAGCAGACGAAGAGGUGCCGAGAGGGUGGUAUACGAAAGAGGAGGAGCUGGUUGGGUGGAAGAGGAAAGAUCUGGUCAAGGAGGUUGUGCUGGUUCUUGGCAAAAAUCGCGACCUCCACCGCCUGACGGUGCCCUACGCGCGACUCUUGGGGGUUAUUACGGAGUUGGGCGCGGACGUGACGGCAACGAGCGAUGCUAUGGACAUGUAAGACUUACUAUUCAAGGAAAACUAUAGGCCCUGGCGUUUUUGUUUUUUCGAUAGCCUUCCAGCUGUACGGGGCGCGACGGGACGGCUUUUAUUUUGAAGGCUAUUUGGACUUGCGCAUAUACAUCCCCCCCUUAAGCAUCGUACCGAAAUGGUAUCAAGCAGUCAAGUCUUUGCCACGAGGCAGGAGAGCAUCUUCUGGGUCCUUUUUAAUUGCACAUAGUCCUUGUCGAAUUCCAAAGAGAGCUCGUCCCUCC